GGACUCUAAACACACCAGACUUAUGUGCACUUGAUUUAAUAGAUGGUCGUGUAUCUCCUGAAGAUUUGCCUGGAAGGGCGGGUCGUGAAACCUAUCAACGUAUCUUUUCACGACCAGGUCUUUUCAUCAAGGCUAGGUUAAACUUGAGGUUAGUGGACGGACGAUGCAAGGCAGUAUGUGGUGUUCAGGGGAACCCAAGGGAUUGCGUGAGGUGUUCUAUAUAAGACAAGUGAUGUGUACAUGUACAUAGCUUAAAGCUAGUGUUAACAGUGUAAUUAUGAAUGUUAACGGUGAAGUUAUGAAUGUUAACAGUGUAGUUAUAAAUGUUAACAUUGUAGUUAUAAAUGUUAACAUUGUAGUUAUGAAUGUUAACAAUGUAGCUAUAAAUGUUAACAUUGUAGUUAUGAAUGUUAACAUUGUAGUUAUGAAUGUUAACAGUGUAGUUAUAAAUGUUAACAUUGUAGUUAUAAAUGUUAACAUUGUAGUUAUGAAUGUUAACAAUGUAGCUAUAAAUGUUAACAUUGUAGUUAUGAAUGUUAACAUUGUAGUUAUGAAUGUUAACAAUGUAGUUAUAAAUGUUAACAUUGUAGCUAUGAAUGUUAACAUUGUAGUUAUGAAUGUUAACAAUGUAGUUAUAAUUAUAAAUGUUAACAGUGUAGUUAUGAAUGUUAACAUUGUAGUUAUGAAUGUUAACAGUGUAGCUAUAAAUGUUAACAGUGUAGCUAUGAAUGUUAACAGUGUAGAUAUAAAUUUUAACAUUGUAAUUAUGAUUAUUAACAUUGCAGUUAUAAUUUUAACAAUGUAGUUAUGAAUGUUAACAGUGUAGUUAUAAAUGUUAACAGUGUAGCUAUGAAUGUUAACAGUGUAGAUAUAAAUGUUAACAUUGUAAUUAUGAUUAUUAACAUUGUAGUUAUAAUGUUAACAAUGUAGUAAUGAAUGUUAACAGUGUAGUUAUGAAUGUUAACAAUGUAGUUAAAAAUGUUAACAGUUCACAGUGUAGUUAUAAAUGUUAACAGUGUAGUUAUGAAUGGUAAUUGUGUAGUUAUGAAUGUCAGUAAUGAAUGUUAACACUAUAAAUAUGAAUAUUAACAUUGCAUGUUUCCAGAUCUUAAUUUUACAAACUUCUAUAUGUCAGAAACGCCAUCAGUGUAACUAGCGACUAAGGAGACAUCUGUGCCUUGCAAGAAGAUGUUAGAACUGUCUUGUGUAAGCCUAGCGCCAUUUUCUGUCUACGUCGCCUUCGUAGGCUCAAUCGCGUUGUCCCUUGUCGUUUUAUUCAAGGAGUUUCUAUGGAUGUCAUUGGUAGAAAGACCGAGUCUUUACUUCCGGAAUUCCCCCAUGCACUCCUACGUCAUAGGUGAGCUAUUAUUAGAAUGUGUACCAAUGAAACGUAAUCUUAGAAACGCUUUGAAGACAAUGCAUAAACUCUUACAGUAUAAGAGAACUAAAAAUAGAAACGGUAAAGUCCUAAGUCAUGAAGGAGCUUAAAAUAGAUGUGUUUUUUUACAUGACAAAACAUUUAAACAUAAUAAUUCAUAUUAUAAUUUUAAAAUACUUUUAAUAAUUUUCCCAUUGCUUAGAAAGUCAUAGGCUAUCCGAAAAGUGUUUAUUCAUAAAUAAUUUAGUCUUUUAAUGAGAAAAUCUUAAAUUGUUUCUUCUUGCACUCGUUGUCUCGGCCAAUACCAGAGCGAUGUAAGCUGACACAGAAAGUGUACGCGCCAAGUCGUUUUCUGAGCUCCAGACAUGUGCAGACAAUACUUCCUGUCAUCCUUCAUAAACCGGAUGUGACGUACGCCAGGGAGUAUCUACAAAUGAGAGAUAAGGGGGUCGUCGCCAUAGACUGGGUGGAGUAUCCUGAUGUCAAGGUCAAACGGUGGGUCUUUUUGUGUAACGGGGGCCAGCAGAUGUUCACAGUUUGGGAACCAUCAAGUUCUAGGGGGAAAAAAAUCAUGAUAAAGAGUCCAGUUAUAUAAAUAUGUAUAUAUAUUUUUUUAAAAAUAGACUUAAUACCCCCCCCCCCACACACACACACACAAACGCACACACACAAAACAAACGAACUGACAGCCAUAUACUACAUAAAACUACGGUAGAACAGUUAAACUUAUAAGUUGUUACCGCGGUGAAUGAAUUCUAAAUCCUACUUCUAAAAGAUCCCGGCCCUUAAACUUCCAACACACGAUCUUAUAAAGCAAUCCAGCAACGAAUCCUUUCUGCUGUGGUAACUGGUUCUGGGAGCUCUAUUUCAUCUUGUCACGAUUUUCGUCCUAAGAAAAACUGUUGUGCUCUUGGUGAUACCGCCCCUGACAGAGGACGCCACUCACAUGACGAAUAUUUGUUUCAACGCCACCGACAGGGGCUUUAAAGCUGUUGUGUUUAACAGGAGGGGCCAUGGUAACAGUUACCUGACCACACCCAAGUUACAGGUGAGUUGUUACAUUUUUAGUAACGUGUGGGUUGUUACGUUUGUAGUAACAUGUGGGUUGUUACGUUUGUAGUAACAUGAGGGUUGUUAAAUUUGUAGUAACAUGUGGGUUGUUACGUUUGUAGUAACAUGUGGGUUGUCACAUUUGUAGUAACAUGUGGGUUGUUACAUGUGUAGUAACAUGUGGGUUGUUACAUUUGUAGUAACAUGUGGGUUGUUACAUGUGUAGUAACAUGUGGGUUGUUACAUGUGUAGUAACAUGUGGGUUGUUACAUUUGUAGUAACAUGUGGGUUGUUACAUUUGUAGUAACAUGUGGGUUGUUACAUGUGUAGUAACAUGUGGGUUGUUACAUGUGUAGUAACAUGUGGGUUGUUACAUGUGUAGUAACAUGUGGGUUGUUAAAUUUGUAGUAACAUGUGGGUUGUUACGUUUGUAGUAACAUGUGGGUUGUCACAUUUGUAGUAACAUGUGGGUUGUUACAUUUUAGUAACAUGUGGGUUGUUACAUUUGUAGUAACAUGUGGGUUGUUACAUUUGUAGUAACGUGUGGGUUGUUACAUUUUAGUAACAUGUGGGUUGUUACAUGUGUAGUAACAUGUGGGUUGUUACAUGUGUAGUAACAUGUGGGUUGUUACAUUUGUAGUAACAUGUGGGUUGUUACAUUUUUAGUAACAUGUGGGUUGUUACAUUUUUAGUAACAUGUGGGUUGCUACAUUCUGUGGGAUGUUACAUUUGUAGUAACGUGUGGGUUGUUACAUUUGUAGUAACGUGUGGGUUGUUACAUCUGUCUCCAGAGUUAUGCUGAUCCAACUGACCUGAGACAGGUCAUAAGGUACAUCAACCUGCGCAUGCCAAAGUCACCACUUGCCGCAGUGGCUUAUGGGACAGGAUGUGCACUGCUCAGGUCAUACUUAGGUAGGUCACUGCUCACGUCAUAUGUAGGUAGGUCUCUGUUCAUGUCAUAAUUAGGUAGGUCAUUGCUCAUUUCAUAUUUAGGUAGGUCACUGCUAAUGUCAUAUUUCGGUAGGUCACUGGUUAUGACAUAUCUAGGUAGGUUAUUGCUCAUGUCAUAUUAUUAUGUAGGUAGGUGGCUGCUCAUGUCGUAUCUAGAUAGGCUCAUGUCAUAUUAAUGUCGGUAACUGCGGUAAAUGACUGCUCAAGUCAUGUGUAGGUAGCUAUUAUAUAUGAAUUGUGCUUUUUUUUAUGGAUGUCGGUUUCAUCAUAAUACUUUUGACACAUUUUGAUGAGGACACCAUGAUGAAAUUUUGAUUUGAACAAAUAUUUAUGAACAUUCAAAUUUUUUGUUUUGAAUUUAAAAAAGUAUAUAUUUUAUUGACAGGUGAAUUUGGUUCCUCUGACAUGUUGACGGUUGGGGUGUGUAUAUCCCCACGCUACGAUGCCCCCCAGAGAGGGACCAGCCUCUAUGACCUCGUUCUACUGCUCAGACUGAAAUCUCUCUUGUGUCAACACGCCAAGGCACUGGCCCCAGUCUUGGACUUGGACAAGGCCAUGUCUGCUUGGACGUUUUCAGAACAUCACCGGCUUGUGUACUGUCCACUUAACGGAUAUUCCGAUUUGGAGCAAUUCUGGGAAAUGAACAAUCCGAUUCGGGAUGUGGACGCUAUUGAAGUGCCCGUCCUUUGUAUUACCAGCCUGGACGAUCCCAUCUGCGCAUGCUCAGACAUUCCGUAUGAUAUUCUCCAAGGUUAUCCGAACUUCCUGUUGGUCGUGACAACAAAGGGAGGUCAUUGUGGAUUUCUAGAAGGGUUUCCGCCAAGGUCAUGGUCAGACACGCUCUGUCUGGACUAUGUGGACUCGGUUGUGGCAUUCACCACCAAACAUUCUCUACAGCAGCAACAUCGCCCACGGCUCUACAGGGCAUCCAAGCGUAGUCAGCACAUGACCAACAGUGGCAUCUCCAACAACAUCAGCACACCCAACAAGAACAGCAUCAACAGGAACAGAAGCAUCUCAAACGACAGCAGCACCAACAACAGCAUCAAAUGUACAGUCACGUCAAAGAUACUCACGAAGUCAAAAUAACAUGUGUAAAUUAAGUCACGUGAUAUGUUUGUAGACCCGAGACUACAUACAGUCCGUUAACAAAUAUUAAUUACUUUAAAAAUCCCAGCCAUUUCUUUGAAGCUUCUCCGCACAUAUGGCGUACCAUAAACUAACUGUACUCACAUAUUAUCCCUUUUCUCUUACGAAUCUAUUUAAACCAGGACAAACGUAUUACAUGGGACAUAACCACGUUGUAAUGAGUUGGAUUUUAAUUUUACUGGUUAGCUCUCUUUUUCUUAAAAACAAAUUCAAAACAUGAUCUUUUUCUUACUUUUCCGAAAAAAUUGCAUACCCAAGAAUUUCUGAAGCGCAGUUUAUUCUGAUAAUUUCAAAUGCGAAAAGUAAAUAACUAAUUAUUGAUGAAGUUAUUCUCGACGUAACUUAUCUCGCUAUGAGUACAAUCGAUAGUUCCACGGGUCGAUAAACAUGCUUCCAAAAAUAAGUGAUAUAAAUAUGACGUCAUUGUUUGACAUAAAGAAAGCAUUUCCGGUUUCAGUUUGGAAACUACAAACCGGUUGUUGAUUUUUUUCAAACCAGGUUUCGCAUUCUUUUUAUCCUAAUAUUUUUUUUAUUUUUUAAAUCAAGAUAUGUUGAAAAAUUAACAAUGUGUGCAUCGGGCAAAAAAGAGCCUAAGGCAAAAUCUGAAGUUCUGAAACACAAGCGUGAAAGAAAAAAACCUCUAGAGCCUUUGUCCGGCCGCUUUUGCACUACGCAUCUUCAGUCUGGGACCCACUUACCCAGAAGAGCAUUGACAGGUUGGAGGCGGUCCAGCGAAGAGCAGCACGCUUUGUCCUAAACCGCUACAGGAAUACCUCUAGUGUUGGCAGCAUGUUGGAAACACUAGGCUGGUCACCAUUGGAGAAACGACGACGACAAUCCAGGCUCUCCAUGAUAUACAACAGGGGUAGGCAAACGUUUUGUGCGUAGGGCCAGAUUGAAAAAUGUCAAGCUAUUCGGGGGCUGCAUGUACAUUAUGUCCAAUUUUUACAUGUCGAUAAACAUUUCUCUAUAUUAAAAUCGGUAAAUUCGCAUUUUAGCAUUACAUGAAAAAAGUCUAGGACUGUUUAAAAAAGUGAAGGAAAUUAGAAAGAAAUUUGAUCAAAAAUGUUCAAACAAUCAUAACGGUAGAUAAAUUCUGUAAAAUUCAACAAAAUAACUGAAAAACUAAGGAAUUUUUUUUUAAAUUUCUAAAUCCCUUCGAGGGCCGCAUAAUAUCAGUUGCCGGGGCGCAUGCGAUUCGCGGGCCAUAGUUUGCCCACCUCUGAUGUACAAGAUGGGCCGGUCCACUGCUCCAGCAUUUAACAUAAACUCGUCCAUUCCCCCCCCCCCACGACAAACACGAGGCCAUGACAGGCAGUUCCGGCUUAUAAC
Lymnaea stagnalis (great pond snail) is the source of this 5860-nucleotide messenger RNA. Lineage: Eukaryota; Metazoa; Mollusca; Gastropoda; Lymnaeidae. The record is from the annotation of a GenBank genome assembly.